Gryllus bimaculatus (two-spotted cricket) is the source of this 1048-nucleotide messenger RNA. The record is from the annotation of a GenBank genome assembly. Lineage: Eukaryota; Metazoa; Arthropoda; Insecta; Orthoptera; Gryllidae.
UUCAGCGACCCAGAGGCCCCGCUGCCCAAGGUGCUGGGGGAGCCUGUCGCCGCCUACGGGAACUGGGUGGAGUGCCAGAGCCUGGAGGAGCUGGAGCGCAUCCAGCACGACGCGGCCGCCUUGCACAUGGAGUCGCUGGCCGUCAGAGAGCGCAUCCUGGGGCAGCGCCACCCGGAGGUGGCCGACGCCGUGGAAUUCCGCGGGACGAUGUUCGCUGAAGACGGGAGAUACGACAGAAGCGCUGAGCUGUGGCUCCAUGCUUUGCGCAUGCGCCAACGAAAUAAACUGUCCGUCUCGGAUGACCUUACCCGCUUUGCAAAGAUGUUCUACAAAAUGCUGAGGAGAAAUAUGAAUUUGAAGUUCUCACUUCUGAGAGAUGUUUUGACUGCCUGUCUUUGGGAACUGGAAAGGAACAAGGAAACUUUGGCUGUCACAAGUUUGAGACGUCAGAUGGAAUGCUACCUUGAGGAAUUCCAAAAUAAUAUCAUUGCCUUACUGAGUAUAUUGGUUACUGUGACAAAAGUGAUGAACUCUCUAACAUCAAGUGAAAAACUAAGUAUUUGUCGGCUGAUUUAUCAAUUAAAUAAGGCAGAUAUUAGAGCACAGAAUGGACUGACUCUAUUGCACAUGUGUGUAUAUGUUGAUGAAUAUGACGACCUCGACAACGUUUUCCCAUGUGCUGCAGUAACACGUUUGCUCAUUGAGUGUGGGGCUGACGUUAACUCAGUGGAUAUUAAGGGAGAUACUCCUUUACAUAUCAUCGCAGCACACAGAAAUGGACAUGUGGCUUCUUCUAUUAUUUCUUUAUUAAUUGAUUCUGGUGCUCAUGUGGAUGUCACAAAUGUUUUUGGGGAAACUCCAUUUGACACUGCUUAUACAGAUUCUGCAUUGGAGAUGCUUCAAACUCAAACUCCUUUGAGCCUGAAGUGCUUAGCUGCAAAAGCUGUUAUGGAUUAUAACAUUCCAUUUGAAGACCAUGUGCCCAGAACCCUGAUUCAGUUUAUCAACUUACAUGGAAUGAGCAUGAAAAGUCAAGUGUAGUUCUUCU